AGCGGUAGACAGCAGAGCAAAACAAACCACAGAAAACUCGUUUUUCUGUACAUUUACAAACAACAACAACAACAAUUACAAUCAUGGAAUUGUGUGAGAUACUGUACAACAAGGCGGAAUACAUUGAAACGGCGUCCGGUAACAAAGUGAGCAGGCAGUCGGUGCUGUGCGGCAGUCAGAACAUCGUCCUCAACGGCAAAACUAUAGUAAUGAAUGACUGUAUAAUCCGUGGAGACCUGGCCAAUGUCAGGGUGGGGAGGCACUGUGUUGUGAAGAGCCGCAGUGUCAUUCGACCGCCGUUCAAAAAAUUCAGCAAAGGAGUGGCCUUCUUCCCGCUGCACAUCGGAGACCAUGUGUUUAUAGAGGAGGACUGUGUGGUGAACGCUGCUCAGAUCGGAUCUUACGUACACAUCGGGAAGAACUGUGUCAUCG
Salmo salar (Atlantic salmon) is the source of this 432-nucleotide messenger RNA. RefSeq names its product dynactin 5. The record is from RefSeq and is marked provisional. Gene Ontology annotation, cellular component: dynactin complex. NCBI's taxonomy places the organism in Eukaryota, Metazoa, Chordata, Actinopteri, Salmoniformes, Salmonidae.